CAGGAAUUUAUUUCAAGCCGUAAUACUCCGUAAUUAAUGCCGGCUUGAUUUCUGACGCUGCUUCACUUCGAUCAGAAAGAUAAUUCGGGUUAACGUGUGUGCGCUCAUACGGAGUAUACGCUGUAUGGCAACAUAGAUGUCGCAUAUAAGCACCGGUUUUCGUCUUGGUUUACACAUCCCCCAUUAGGACGUGACCCUGCCAAUAAUAACAUAGACAAAGGCCGUUCCUCCCGCAUAUGUCAUAUGUCACGAAAGUUCAAAAGAAAGCGGGAUUGAAACACAGAAAGCCGUGUUUAAUUCUCACAUUCUCUUCCUUGAUUUCCUUGCAUCACAUCGGGAUUUAUUUGCAAUCAAAUGCAGCUUGGGCUGCAUAGCAUUGGCCGGUACGCGGGGCCACCGUCAAUCCAAUAUCCAAUACCGUACUAUAUGUUGGGGGUCCGGGUUGUACUUACUCCAGCUUCAUGUAUCGCCUCCUUCCCCCAAGAUCGGCUAUAUUGGUUGCUUUCUUAGAACACAAUGAAUGGAAUACCUUCAUUUUAUAUACAUAAAAUGCUUGCAGGGUGGAAUGAGAUGCUUGGGGUUGCAGAUUCAUAAUGAAAAACUCGCUUAUAUGUGCGCAAUUUCCCCCAUAUUAUUAGAAGAUGCCUUGGUGCGCAAGGAUGAGCGGAUUUCCUGGGCCAAGCAUCUCUUCUAACGCAUACUCAACCUUCUAGUUAGAUACAAAGAGUUGGACCCUUUACUGCGUUGCUUUACGGCUCCAAGUUACAGAGAACAUAAACCGCCGUCUGUGCUAGUCUCCGAUCCAUUUACUCCGUGAAGGAAUCUUUACCCAGCUUGUGUCUAAGUUCCUAUACCAUUCUUUGGGAGGUAAUCUCCGUUAAGUAGUCGACUGCUUUAACAUCCGGGCCUCUCAUAGACCAGUUGGCGAACCGAAUUGAGGUUUUCACGCAACAUCUGGACCCUGUCGGCUGUUUGCGCUUAGUGCAUCGGGAACGUUCAUUCCUUUCAAACGUUCGUCUAUAUCUUCAGCAUCAAACGCGCCAUCAUGGUGGCUGGGUAUCAAUGCCUUUACACAAUCAGUACAUCGCGGGCAUCCGUUUCAUGGGGACUUAUUACGGUCAUUGGCUUAGGCUCCCUGUUGGAUGGUCUUCUCUAUUGACAAUAUCUCUCCGGAUAAGGAAGACGGUUCUACUGGGCAAUCUUUCUGCUCAUCGGAAACAAAGGGAUCUAGAGAAUAAAGGUACGAUAGGUGUAUUAGCGACGCCAUAUCAAAUAAUUUGGUUCCUAGUAGUAGACAUAACUGGCUACUCAGAACUACAUUUAGGGAUUGGUUUCAAAGCCGGAGAUUGGAAGAUUCUUCCUUCGAGAAUCAUGCUGCCGGAACUGUAUCCUCGUUCGCCUGGGAUCCAACCACGGCCAACCACCUUGGAGAACGGGUUAACACCUUCCCAUGUUUCCUCGAAAUAACUUCCUUUUUAUCCCAUCAAUUCACUCCGCUCCCAAAUCAGAAACUUCGAUCAUGCAUAAACUCUCCGAUUUUUAAAGGGAAGACUUCUCGCUGCUUGCUCGGAAAAACAUCUGGGCCAGCAACCACCCCUGGCGCCCUUACGGGGAAUUACUGAAUGUCAAUCCUUUGGGAAGACAAUUCCAAGUAUCCUUCCUAUAGCCGUGGCGCUAGUAUAUCCUUCAUCUUAGCCAUGGCAACAGCUGCGUGCCGCCGCAUUAUUUCUCACAAAGGAGAAUAAUUCCCUCCGGCCGUGUCAAAGUGGUAUGGUAAUCUGCGGCCCGAGCAUAUCGAAUGUGCCUGUAUGAACUUCCGCAUUCCUCGACCCCUACCCGAGGAACCUGAUAGUUCGCACAUUCCUCCCACGCGCAUCUUUUACACAUGAGCUAAUCCCUAUCAAGGAUAUCCGGAGGACAUCCGCUGGUAAUGGUGAGAAAGAAAGUUUAUCUCACACAGGGAGGUUGUCAUUUGCCCCAGCACUGCACCUCCAUAGAUUUUGGGCUCUCAGAUCAUCACCCAGGCAUGCAUAAUAUAUUAUAAUAUUGAAUCGGCAAUCGAUCAACGCCCACUAGCCGGAUUGAAGUUGUGGCCAGUAAUCCCGACAGAUUGUCGUCAUUCACGUGCGGCCGUUGCUGCUGCCAACGACACUUUGCGGGUGUUGAAGGGUCGAUCGGAUGUUGGUAUGUAUUUGGAACAAUCAGUUCUUUUAGCGGCCGGAUUUCUCGUUGGCUUUCUAUAUCGUCUAGUUUUGGUAGGAUAAUUUAUAUAGUCACCCAUGACCGCGUGCGAUGCAUGAGAGCGUUUUGACUAAAAAUGUGUGCCAAAUACAAAAUUACAGGGUGCUCAUUCACUUCCUUAAAUGGGUGGAUGAGCCCCUAGACAGACGCUGUCCAUGAACUGUAAUAUUAAAUCAAUCUCUCAUGCAAUAGAUAGAAAUUUUCCUUUCC
Messenger RNA from Blastomyces gilchristii SLH14081, 2451 nucleotides. RefSeq lists its product as uncharacterized. Lineage: Eukaryota; Fungi; Ascomycota; Eurotiomycetes; Onygenales; Ajellomycetaceae. The coding region runs from base 1063 to 1467 and encodes 134 amino acids. The transcript has a single exon. The record is from RefSeq and is a predicted model, not a curated record.